Phyllostomus discolor (pale spear-nosed bat) is the source of this 2334-nucleotide messenger RNA. RefSeq names its product collagen alpha-1(III) chain-like. Bases 1 to 2334 code for a protein of 777 amino acids. NCBI's taxonomy places the organism in Eukaryota, Metazoa, Chordata, Mammalia, Chiroptera, Phyllostomidae. The record is from RefSeq and is a predicted model, not a curated record. The transcript is spliced from 7 exons.
AUGGGGGAGGCCGCCCGCUGCGCCCGCUGGGCCGGCUCCGCCCACCACCUGAGUCCGCGCCGCGCGUCUGUCUCGGAGCCUCCCCACGGUCACGGUCCUGCUGUGUCCAGCGAGGCCACACAGCCCGAUAGAAACGCAGCGGACACUCCCGAAUCCGCAGGAAGCGAGCACACCUCGGAACCGCACCCGGGGACGCAGGAGGAGUAUUCGCCCGACGGAGGAGGUGGCGGCCACGUCCGGCCGGCGAAGGACUGGCCUCCCCAGGCAGCGCCGCGGAGCCCUCCGUGGCUCCCAGGGCCAGUCGCGCUUUCCCGUGCGAACGGCCCACGUGACCGGGACGCUCCGGGCCGCCGUUCACGCCACCGCCCUCACCGCCCCGCUGGGCGCUCGGGGGUGUCCUCGCUGGCCUCUGCCUUCUGCGAGGACGUGGAUCUAAGUCGGCGAUCGUCCGCCUUCUCAUCUCACGGCCGCUCGGACCAGCCCAGGGGCGGCCCGGCAGGCCUCCCCACCCAGCCCCUGGCCGUGGGGGACGUGGGGGACACAGGGGGCGUUCGUCCUGCCCGGGGUCCCCAGAAGGACAAGCAGCAGCUGGGGGUCUUCUCUGCCCACAGCCUGAAAAAACUGGAUUCAAAAACAAUGAAAGCAGCAGCCUGGCAGAGAGAGUGGUUGUGCGAGGCUCUUGCUCAGACGUGCACAACACAAACGCAGAUCGAGCGUGAGCCGGGCAAAAGUAACAACAGGCCUCCGGCCGGCCCCACGAGCACCAAGGAGGGCGGCUCCCAGAGGCCGUCCGGCAGGCGCUGCAGCUGGCCCCUCCCGGAAGGACGCCGGAGGGCGGUCCCACGUGAGAGCUUCCCGCCCCCAGAGGCGGGAGAGAGCCGGUGCGUGGCCGUUCCCCGCCUGUUCCGCUCAGUCGCUGCCCGAGACCUGCUGGUGCUGCGAGGGCCCGAGUCAGGACAUUUCCUGUGCGGGCGGAGCGGGGUCCAGCGGGCGAGCUCUGGAGGCUUCCGAGGGGCACGCGGCAGCCCCCACGCGGAACCCUCCCGGGGACGCCCACGCGGCAGUGACUGCAGCUCAGGGCGGCUGCUCCGUCCGUCCCCCGAUGGCCGGGACUUGCGGGGCCGAGAGCCCCUCCCCCGCCCGCACCGCCAGGCUGUCCCCGCGGCCUCCUCGCCGGGCAAGGGCACGACCCAGCGCCCCACCCAGCUCGUCUGGGCGACCUCCCGUGCGCCCCUAAAUGCACCGCCACCUGGGGGGGGGCGCGAAGACCGCAGUGACGACGACCCCCCCCCCCCAGCGGAGGCCUUGGGAGCAGUUUCUUCUCGCAGGUCCAACAUCAGCGAGGGUCGGUGCGGGUUCACGGGCGUCUGCGGGAACAGCGGCCGAAGAGGCUGCUACCCGCCGAACCGCGGGGGCCAUCUGUACGCGAUGAGAAAGCCGCUCUCCUCCAGCCGCCUGGCUUGCGUUCACAGCGGAACCACGCACAGGCGGGGUCACCGGAGUCCGGGGGCUGCCGAGCCGGCUGCCGGUCCCGGCUGUGAAGGGCCUGCGGACCCCGCCUCACCGAUCCGCUCAGCGGGACCGGCUUCCUGGGUCCCGGGACGGCGCCCUGCAAACCGGGGCUCCGGCCGUCCUCUCGCCUGCAGGGCGCUGAGGAAGACGCGGCCCCACCGGGCACCAGAGGCCGAAGGAGAGCGCAGGGGUGGACCCCCCUCCCCCAUCGGUGCCCCGCCCCACGGCAGGGACACGGCCUCCCCCUGCCCUCCCCCCUCCCACGAACUCCGCCUCCGCUGCCCGUUCCUUCGGGGAGGGUCUGCCGUGCGCGCGCCAGCGCCGGCCGGGACACCGCAGGAGGCGGCUCUGCUCUGCGGCGGCGGCGACCGCAAAGCACUGUGGGAACGAGACGCGCUCCAAGAUGCUGAGUCCACGGGAACAGAAUCACAGAGAAGCCAGGACGGCCCAGGAGGCCUCCUCACGCUCAGGCCAUCGGCAGGCUCCUGCGUGGUGGGGCUGCUGCUCCCGGCUCUGUCAGCCCUGGGGGGCGGGGGAGGGGGCCAAGCCCCGGUCCGUGCGAAUUGCGUUCAGCACUGCCUCCCGCCCCCCACUCCAGGGCCAGUGAGCAGGCAGGCGGAGCCCCCCGAGCCGCCACGUACCCGCCUGGGCUGCUCGCUAACCCGAGUAGGAUUUGCAAGGGCCCCGCACCCAGGCAAGACCCCCAUCCGGGGCUCUGAACCGGCCGGAAUCUGUGGGGAUUCGGACGCGCCUGCCCCAGUCCACCCUCAAACACCAAGAGACAUUCUCCCAGGAAAGCUCAAGCUGGACCGGCCUCCGUGA